This is a messenger RNA of Cygnus olor (mute swan), 8600 nucleotides long. It is a transcript of the gene RIC3, whose product is annotated as RIC3 acetylcholine receptor chaperone. NCBI's taxonomy places the organism in Eukaryota, Metazoa, Chordata, Aves, Anseriformes, Anatidae. The record is from RefSeq and is a predicted model, not a curated record. Gene Ontology annotation, biological process: synaptic transmission, cholinergic; protein localization to cell surface. The transcript is spliced from 6 exons. Bases 736 to 1746 code for a protein of 336 amino acids. Gene Ontology annotation, cellular component: intracellular membrane-bounded organelle; neuron projection; neuronal cell body.
GCGGGGCCGCCAUGGCGCCGUCGGCGUGCGGGCGGGUGGCGGCCGUGUCCUGCCUGGUGCUCUGCGCCUCCCUGCUGCUGCCGCGGGCCUUCGUGUCGCGGGGCGGCGGGAGGACGGAGCCCGGGGCCGCGCCGCCCGAGGGUAAGAGCCCGCUGCGGGCCGCCGAGGAGAGGACGGGUCUCCCGGCGCUGCCGGGGCGCUGCGGGGCGGUCCCGCCGCCUGCUGGGGGAGCCGGGCGGGGCUGCGCCGCCCCGGGCCCCGCGCAGCUCGGCAGGCGCUCGGUGGUUUGUGCCUCUCACCUUCCCCCCGGUGCGCUCGGCCCUUUGCUUUCACAGAAUGUGAUUUUCGGUGUUGCAGAUCGCGUUUUGUUUCCCCUCUGUAAGUGGGCUGCCAGAGUUAGAGAAAACGUACGUUUUCAUGCCGCAUUUUCUUUGUCGUGACACGUCACUUUUUGUUUGAAAGCUUCAUUGUUUUGUUGUUUUGUGUAUGGAAUGAUGCUGGCAUUUCAUAAGAAAUAAAAGUUCAUUUAAAUCAUCCUCAUUGUUUAGUUUCCUAACCCAGUAUCCCAAACAUGGUUUCCAUGCGCCAUACUCAUGCAGUCAACGUGCUACAUGCUGCCCCCCGACAGGUCCUGGUCUUGCAGUCCUUCGAGCCUCGUCCUUGCUGCCUGUCCUCCCGCUCUGCAUGGCCUGAGUUCUGGAGGCGUCAGGGAAGCUUGGUCACUUUCCACCAAGGAUGCAUUACCAAGCGACCCCCGACAGCCGAGCUACUCCUCAUUUUCCAAGGUCUCACCUUGCUGAAGCAGUUGCCAAAGCCAAGGCUGGUGGAGGUGGUGGUGGAAGCACUGGUGGAACUGGGAGAGGUCUUGUGGGGCAAAUUAUCCCUAUAUAUGGAUUUGGCAUCUUCUUAUAUAUCUUAUACAUUUUAUUUAAGCUGGCUUCCAAGGGAAAACCUACAGCUGGAGAACGGAAAUGCCCUACUGCUGCACCCGGAAACAUGAAGAGGAAAAUCACUGACUAUGAGCUCACCCAGCUCCAGGAAAAACUGAGAGAGACCGAAGAAGCUAUGGAAAAAUUAAUCAACAGAGUAGGCCCUAACUGUGACAGGACCCAAAAUGUUACAACAGACCAGGAAAAAAGGUUACUUCAGCAACUCCGAGAAAUUACUAGAGUUAUGAAAGAAGGCAAAUUCAUAGAUGGCAUCUCUCCUGAGAAAGAAGCUGAAGAAGCUUCUUACAUGGAGGACUGGGAAGGUUACCCAGAAGAGACCUAUCCCAUCUAUGAUAAUUCCAAUUGCUUCAAGCGCAAACGGGAAACAAUCCUGGUAGAUUAUCCUGAUCUCAGCCAGCCCUCUGCAGAAGAACUGGCCGAAAGAAUGGAGGGCAUGGAAGAUGAGGAUUACCUGUGCAAUGAAACCCUACUCUCUGGCCUCACCAUGGGAAGGGACAGCUAUGAUUUAAUGCAGAAAAAGGAUGAGGGAACAGGCAUUAGUGAAGAGGAGAGGGACCAUCAUCACAGCCAAAGCAUUGAGGAGUGUUGUUACUGCUACGAGGAGGAGGAGGAUCCUGCUGUUAUAGCGGAGAACGCUGUAUUCCACUCAGAGAGCUGCAGUGAAGCAGAAGAGCCAGCCUCAGAGGACCUGUUCAUGGAGUCUGACAAUGAAAAUGCAGCACUGAAAAAGCAAAAAGCUAGUGAUUCAGAUGAAACAGGCAUGCUGAGAAAGCGCAACACAAAAGGACAUGAGUAAUAGUGACAAUAUGUGAAUGUCAUCUAGGUGGUGACAGUAAAGGUCAUAAACUGUCGAUUUCUGUGAUUUUUGCUUCUGAAGAAGAAAAUUCUUUAUUUAUCUCCGUGUACGAAUUCCAUUCCCACAGUAACAAUCACAUCAUCCACCCGAACUGCAAGCCAACACCCUUUUUCAUGCAGUCUUGUCAACUUAUUGCUGCCUUGCCAGGAGCACUUUGUCCUUCCUUUUGGAAACUGAUACCUUGAAGAAGAUUAUUCCAUUCAUAUAUUUGUGUUUUUUUUUUUUUUUUUCUUUCUGAUUUCUGAACAAGCAGGUGGUUUUUUUUGUUUGUUUGUUUGUUUUUAGCCAGGAGUAAGCCAGAUAUCUCUUUCCUAAGAAAAAUCUUUUUUUUUUUUUUUGUUAUCAAUUAUGAAAAUGAAUCAAAUUCAGAUAUAGUUAAGAGAUUAUCAUGAAGCUGGAGGAGAAAGUAUGCCUUCUUGCUCUUAACCGAUCAGCAGAACAGACCAUAGUCACACAAGUCGUUCUUUCUCCACUGUGUCAUUGCUGCUGGAAGCCCAAGAAACUGUUGUUACUACAAUAUAUGAAACUUAAAUGUUACCACAACCCACAGCCCAUUUCCCAGUUUAUUUAAUGCUGUAAGACCAGUAGCAUAACCUUUUUCACAUCCCAAGAAAAGCAUAAUCAAGACUGAAGCAUAAUGAGUUUUCAUUGUCUUUGCCAUAGUCAUGGUGAAAUGACUUGGUGAAACUCCCAGAUGGGCACAGGAAUCAGCCCAUACAUCGCAUUAUAGAACAUUUAAAAUAUCCCUGGUGAUUCGCUCUUGAACUUUGGAAGUACUAGAAGUACAUUGAACGGUUCAUUUGAAUCCAUGCAUAUCUUACGUUUAACAAAAUACACGUGUAACCACUAUGUACCAGCUCUAUUCCCAGAUCACCAGGGCAUAUCUUGAGCAUAAAAAAAGCAUUUUGCCCUGCACACUCAGAUUGGGUUUGUUGUUCGGUGGAUGUCUGCUUUUGAGACAUCUCUUUUGUUUUUGUUAUCACUGAUUUGUUUUCCAGGUUACAACUGUGGCCUGAUGUCUACAUCGUAUAUGUUAUUCAUAAAGAAUUCCUGCUUACAGAAUUAAGGAAUAAAGAACAAAAAUAAGUUCAUAGUAAUGGAAGACAGAAAAUAGAGGAAAUACAUUGAAUACUCUGUUUUACUAGGAGUGUAUUUCUUUUAAAAUCAUUCUGUAGACCAACUUUUAUUUUUUGUUUCCUGGACCCCCUCAACACUGUCCUUCUCUCUUCACUGUGUCAGUAGUUUGAGCCCUGUCUCUGAGCUGAGCUUGUGUUUUCUUGACUGGGAAUCCCUGCUGGGCCUUUACAACACCCAUGAGUGGAUAUGCAGCGUUUCUAUCCAAGCCAGAAUCUCUGCAGGUGAGAAUAGCAAUUGAUAAUUUUUCUACCUUAGUCAGUGUCCUUGAGCUAGAGCACUAACAUCAACUGAUACCAGUCGCUGGCAGGGAAGGCUAUUUUCACAGUCUUUGCCUGCUAAUAGAGUCAUAUACUUUGCAAAAGACGACUUUUAUCACAAUCUUGUCUAGCCAAAUACUUGCACUGUCAAAGGACCUUGUCCUCAUUUGAAAACCAUGUUUCAUUUAGAAAAUACAUUAAUACCAAAGACAGCUGUUAAAGGACUGUAUUCAUUCCACUGCAAGUAACAGUGUCUGUCUGUCCCAAGAACAACUCUCUCACCAUAUAAACACUCCUAAGAGUCACAUGAGUGAAGAGGCGGAGUGCAAGUGAUAAGAUAAUGGACAUUUCUGCUUCUUCUGUAGAGGUGGUCAAGCUGGACUAAUACAGCUGCAUGACUUGCCAGGCAUAUAGCCUUUAUUUGUUACUUACAAUUGUUAAGAGAGAGACAUUUGUGCAGGCUGCUGUGGGCAAAGCAGUAGCCCAACCCAUUGCCAUGAGAAACAAGGGUGCCAUCUUAAGUCUACUGCAGCUUAUAGAAAUACAGACCUAGAAAAUUUUACCUGUCUAUACAAAUAUGUGCUUAUGUAGUGCUUCAAAUUCCAACUACUUAUAAAGGUAUAUGAAAUUUAAAAAAAUCGUUUCAUUUAAAUUUGUACAUUUAACUUUGUGCAAUAUAUUGUAAACACAUGAAAAAGUGGUGUCACACAUAAAGCAUAGGGUAGAAUUUUUAGCUGUUUUCAUACAUUAAGAAGCUAAAAUGUAGUAAAUUGUUGUGAACAACAAAGUCCACACUCCAAAGUGCGUUAAUUGUAAAACUCCUGCAGACUGCAUCCAAAUGCUCUUGCUCCUAAGGACAGUUCAAUUCAUGACAAUAUCCAGCGAGUCACUAUUUGUGUGCAUUGUACUAGAUUAUGCACGCAAAUGUGGGAUACACAUAAAUAGUCCUGUUGACCUUCUGGUGGUCGGUGUUUCCAUCCUGACUAAACAAGUAGGCUGACCAGGCCUUGAGACAGCACUGACUGUGAAGACACCCAUAAAUUUGAUUGUAUCUACUUAGCUUCUGAGUGCUGCAUCAGUAACGACUCAAGUACUGCAGAGGCAGGCCCAACAGCCAGGAAGGCAACAUGAAUACCUCUUGAAAAAAAGAAAGGGAGCGAUGCUUGUAAAACAGCACAUUUAUUAACAGUAUAUUUUGACAUGAGGUUUUCUGAAAGGAGAACAGAUGACAAUGAACUAAGGGCCAGAUCACCAGAGGGACUAAGUAAUAGCAAAACCCCAGCAUUUUAGGCGCCAAUCGGCCUAGAAGAAAUUCUGGUUUCUAAGCAUAACAGAGGGAGUGUGAGGCCCCUACUGCCACACAUGGCCCAGCUAAGCAGAGAACUGUUUUGGCCAAACACCAGGAAUGCCAAAGGAAAGACUUGCCCCUAAAACAAUUAAUUCUAGAAUUGGAGGUCACUCAGUUUAUAAAUGUCAGUAAGAAAUUUGUCAAGCACUUUAAGGGCUGUCCCAGCCUUUCCUUGUGGAAACUGGGGAUAAAGGCGGCCUGUGAUAAUGACACUCACUACAGUAGUGGGAGGCAUUUAUAAAUCCUCACACUGUGACCUGGAGCAAGGACCAUGAACCUCAGCUGUCCCCCAGGUGUGGCCUAAUCAAUUCAUACAUCCUUUGGAGCUGUUCCACUUUGCCCUGGUAGUUAAAUUAUCCUUGUAUCAGCAGGAUAAAUAUCAAGAAACUAUGUGUGACAUACUAAUCUUUGAAACUAAUAAAAAAAUUUAACUCCUAUGUCCUGUCUGUUUUUUGACCUUAGUCCCUUCCAACAUCCCACAGUCCUUGCUGACAGGCCAUUUUUGACAGAGAGAAGGCCAGAACCUCUCUCCAGGCCCCUUACCAUAGGUAAUAGCAGAACUCUGAUCUCUCCCGGGAGUUAGUCUGGCAGGCCACUGUGGUUGCUACAGGGACACCAAGCACGUUGCACUGGAGUGUGAGAAGAGAAAGAAUUCUAUCACAGCACUAAUAUUUAAAAAUAAUAAAAAAUUCCCCUCCUAGCACAGAGACCAAUUGUUAGGACUCCUUUCAAUACCUGUGAGACAGAUAAUUGCUUCAUAUUCCUUUGCAGCACCAAUUGGCAAAAAUGAUACUAAUGCAGGUUGACAGUGUGGUGCCAAAGAGUCUAAACAGCUCAAUCUUGAGGUCUUGAUUACCUUGGCAGCCCCACGGAGAGUACCAGUAAGUGCUCUUAGGAUGUGGCCAGUGAUACGUCACACAGAAACUUACCAGGAGCCUUCAAACACUCCUGUUUAUCUGACGCUUCCUUUUCUUUGCUUCAGCUGCCCUACCUACGUUUUAGAAAAGCAUCACCUCUGAAGCGUGCCCAGCAUUCUCAAUUAUUAAUUGCUCAUUUUAGCAGAGAGCAGUUGUAAUUUGAAGAAGAGUUUAUGUGAAUAAAAUUAGGAUUCUGCCAAGAACUUCUAUUAAUUCAAAAUCACAGGUCAGAACAUGAUCAAACCUGGGACGCAGGAAAAAAUAUGGAAGCUCUGAUGGAAUCCCACUGAAAGCAGUCAGGCUUAUUAACAGCACAUUCUCCUUUACUUGCAGUAUUUCUUAAAAAAAAUUAAGUGGCUAUACUUUUUAUUAGUGCUAAAAUAAAUAGCACGUUUUCAAAUUAAAUAUCUGAUAAAACAUUCACUAACACAGAAGUGCUAAUUAUUCCUGGGUAUUUGUUAAUGGUUACAAAUAAUUACAGGCAUUCUAUAGGAUCAAAAAAUAAACUAUGAAAUAUAAGAUCAGUGCUGGUCCCCAAAAUGCUGUAAACAAGAUUAUUAAUUAAAUAAUAUUUGUGUAACAGAUAAACAUGUAAGAAGUUUAUUAGACUCUUUGCAUCAAAAAUUAGUGAUCUAUUAAUGAUUUAUUUUGCAAUGUUUUUUAUACUAAUCACAUAUUUCAAAGAAAAUUAAUGCAACAUCAGAUGACACAGACCAAGUAUCCAAUGUACAAAUACAGCUGGAAAGAUUGGUCUAGUCCAAGUGAUUUUUACCAGCUUUGGAGCAUCACCAAUUUUAGGGAGGGGCAGAUUCCUGGAAAGCAGACUCCUGACAGUAGGCUCAUUUUUCUCAAUGAUUUUUCCAGGAUACUUUAAAUACAGCCCAGACACCUCCUCUCUGCUGGUAACUACUCUUGUGAUCAACCACCUAUCAAAAUGCAAGAUUACCCCAAACAUAUAUUGGGUAACAUGAGAAAUUUCUCGAAAAUGAGUAAGAGAAGAAUUUCUACAGUGUGUACCAAUUUCAAGUCUUUAAGAACGCAGUUCAAGGAAAACUGACAGACUAAAAACGUGUAUGGAUCUGGUGAAGUUGGAUUUGACGUACAACUUUUUAUGGUUAUCAUUUUUGUUUGGAAUUCAUAUUAGCAUUAAAGGUAAAAAUUCAGUUAAAACAACACUGGAAACUCCUUAUGUUAAAAACCUCCAUAUUCUGUGUAGGUAAUUUAUUAAGGCAUUUCUGACACGGGGUAUGGAAAGACAUAGUUGUUUCAAACAAAUUAAGUUUAGUAUUUUUGCACAAUGUUCAGUAUUGACAAACACUGGAAACUACAUGACAGAAAUAAUGUAAAUUAUAUGAAUUAUGUAAAUUAUGUGCAAGUAAGAAAUUAGUCAUUGUACAUACUGGUAAAUAAACGUACUCCAGAAUACCAAAGUUUCUUUUUAAAAAAAUUACUUAAAAAAAAAGCAAAUUCUUGCAUGUUUAUCUAAGACUCCAUAUAGACCUGAACCAAAGUGAGACACUUAACUACUCAAAAAAGAACAGGACAGUCUUGUGCAGUCAUAAUAUAUUACAGGUUUUAUGAAAAAAAAAAAAAAACAUGACUGGUUCACAAGAUUAAGACAUUUUUUGCCAACUUUGUUGUUUUCCGGUUUUUAAACCUCAUAUAAUUUAAAGGAAAACUAGACCAUAACAUACUCAAAUGUUACUGUAUAUCAUUGGUUUAUUUAAGAAAGGCAAAGAGAUGAAUUAGAAAAUGUUUACUUUGGGGAUAAAAAACAAUUAAUGGAACUGCUUUUUCAUUGUGUGGGUACAGAAGCAUCCAUGUAGCACCUACAUUUUCUACUUCUAGUAGUUUAAGUAAACAAUUCAGAAUCAAAGGUGCAUUUUUCUUUACAGACAUAGUUCCAACAAAUUCUAAAAUGUAUAUUUCUACAGUUGCUCCAAACACUGGAUCUUUCAGACCAUCACGUGCUGCAUGGAGACAGUGUUGGGAAACAUAACAGUUCAAUGUCUACCAGGAACUCUCAAAAAGUAACCACAUCAAAAGUAUUUACUUUCUAAAGAUGCAUCGCAUUAUAAAACAUCCUCCACAGAUAUAUCUUCUCUUGUUGCCCUACUCUUGAGUGUAAAAAACUAUUUGAAACGGAGAGACAAAAGCCCCAGUCUUGUAAUGAUGGGGUAUGGAUGGGCUCAGUGCAUGGAUCAGUCUGACUGAAAAGUCAGCUCAAAGGAAAAAGGAAAAGCACACAGUUACCUAUAUUAAAUACAGACAUUUGUAUGAAGAAACUGAAGAGAUUUUUUUAGCCUUGUCCACAUACAAUUUCAAUUAAUCAAAAUUAUUUUAAGAGACUUCAAAAGACAGUCUUUUAGAGAUAUCUUGCAAUAAUUAACUCCGAGACAAAUUAAUAUAAGCGUUUAUGCUGACAGUGUGCACAGUGGGACUGAAGACUGAUUAAACCCUAGAUAUAACUAAUAGAAAUUUUUUAAGACUAUGUAAUGUAUGUGUGCACAUGGCACAUAGAUUUACACACAUAACAUUGGAAAAUGUUGGGAAAGUCAUAAAUUAAAGCUACUCCUAAUACUGAGAAUCUUGCUUUACUGAGCAUGUAUGUGUGUCCCCUUUAUACUAUAUAAUCUCCAGAUGACCUUAUUUUCAUGUCACUGAGUACAAGAUUUUUUAUGUAAAAUAAACUGUUAGUUUCAAUCACAAAAAGAGAAUUUUACACUUUUAAGAGACUAACAAAAUUAACAAAGCUCCAGUAUUUAUCUUUUUUUUUUCUAUGUUUAUUUUACAGUAACCAGCUGAAUGAGGUUUGUUUCUUAUUGACCUUGUUUCUUAGGGGAACUUUGUAUGUGCUUUGCCAAUUGCUAUGCAGAGUUAGUUGUUCGGUAUUAUUCCUUAAAACAUGGACAACUAUUAUCAACUUUUUUUUCCCCUAAAUGCCCUGUUUAGUUGUAAUAAUGACAUCAUUAAUUAUGUGUCAUAUUUAAUAGAAAAGGUCAGUUUCUUCACUGACAGACAUUUUAGCAUGAACAAAGUACGGACAGAAUUUGGUCGCAUUUCUAAAUCCACUUUCAGAAGUAUUCAUGCCAAUAAUGUCCAAUUUCUGAGAGUCCAGAUAAGUCCAUACAGAAA